This is a messenger RNA of Labrus mixtus (cuckoo wrasse), 3656 nucleotides long. It is a transcript of the gene badb, whose product is annotated as BCL2 associated agonist of cell death b. The coding region runs from base 172 to 675 and encodes 167 amino acids. The record is from RefSeq and is a predicted model, not a curated record. The transcript has 4 exons. Gene Ontology annotation, biological process: apoptotic process. Lineage: Eukaryota; Metazoa; Chordata; Actinopteri; Labriformes; Labridae.
CUGACUCACGGCGAUUGGGUGAGCGUGGAGCUGAACUGUGUUGUACAGUGAAAAAAAAAAGAGACAAGUCGCCGAUAACAAAAAAAAAAACACUCGCUGCGGCCGCAUGAGGCCAACUAAAGGAACACUCGCACUUUCCGGACUUACAUUAUAAAGAUUUCGGAUGUCACGAUGGCUGCGAAAUUCACUAUUUCAGACAGUGAGUCCGGGUCAGAAGAGGAGGUAAAAGAGGAAGAGAACGACCGAUCGUCAGGUGUGGAAGAGCCGCAUGUUCCCCACCGACACAGCUUAACCCUACCAGAGCUCAGACUGACAGGGACUGGUCGGAUCAGAUUGAACUCAGAGUCCCACGCUUACACCGUCUCCAGAGACGAAGAGCUCCAGGCCAGGGGGGAAGAAGAGGCUGGCACCCCCACGGAAGGAGCUCCAUUCAGGGGACGAUCAAAAUCGGCCCCGCCCGCCUUGUGGGCAGCUAAAAAAUACGGCCGGCAGCUCCGGAGGAUGAGCGACGAGUUUGACAUCCUGCUUGACAAAGGGGAGAUGAAAAAAGUAAGAAGCCCUGGGCCAGCCAAACAGAUGCACCACUCCAAGAGUUGGUGGAGCUACCUCUUCAGCCACCAGGAGACAGAGGGAGAGAACAACCACCAUGAAAACCACACCCACCGCAAUGAGUAAGCACUGAGAGACAAGCCUGACUGAUACGAGGUCCGAAGUGAUGGAGGAGUCGACGAAACUGAGCAGGAAGCAACUGGGAAGCCAAAAGAUCAAUUGAAAGGUUGCUUUGAUCAAAAAAAAAAAAAAAAGAGAAAGAGAGAGAGAUCCAAACAAAAAGGUAUGACUACAUGCAGGAUCCUAGUCAUGUCAUUUUAUACGUCAUUGAUAACUACAUUUGAAUAGAUUUUGUAUUGGUGUUGGUUGUGAUGUAAAUGGUGUUGGUUGGGCAGCCUACUGUGAAAGGGUGAUAGCCAGUCAAGCAUGAGUAUCGACUGUAAGCUAUCGUGACCCCCCCCCCCCCCCUCCCACAGACCGGAUGAAGCGGUGGACCAAGAGAGAGAGGAGAUGUUGUCCUCGAAACACAAAGAAAGACUGUUCAUGUGAAGAUUUUAUAGGUGACCACUUUACAGAUGCUUACUACUUUAGCUGUCUCGCUCAUCCAAAAUAUGCAACAUACUGUAGAUGGCGAGAUAAAUGCUCUGAAAUCCAGAAUCCUGAGGCCACCUUGUGUGCCGUUAGAAUUUCCUUCCAUGCUUUUUUUUUUAAAAGAGUUAAUGUCGAUGUUUUAUUAAUGCUUGUUCCUCCGAGUUUUGACGAACACAAGCGAAUGGAGACAGCUGUAUUAGUGUGCCAAAACAAUCUGCAGGCAACAGAGGAAGUUUUUUAAAAAGGAAGGAUUUCUUUGAAGUAUCCUUUUUUUUUUUUUUCCUUUUUUUUUUUUAACAGCUUCCUCCUCUGCUAGCUGCGAGACAAUACCAUUUUUCAACAUCAGUACUUGACUAUCACAAACUGCUUUAUACCUGAAAUAAUCAAAAGAAGAACAAUCUUGUACAAGGACAAUCUCUGAUGCAGAAAAAAUAUCUUUUGUAAAACUUCAGGGUUAGAUUCUAUCUAAAGAAAAUGAAAUGAAACAUACGUAUAAGAGCACAAACCAAUAUGAAUAUAUCUUUUUAAAUCCUUGGAUGAGCAAAAAAAAAAAAAAAAAAAAAAGCAGACUUUGAAAUUUUUACGUGUAAAUAUUUUGUUAAUAUUUUAUCAAAUGGGCGGGUGGGAGGUUACAAGAUACGUGGCAAGAAUUUAAGUUUACGAGUUCCUAUAUUACAGUGCUUUUUACUGCGUUUGGCAAACCUAGCAAUAGGCAGUGUACAAUCCAUGGCUGUUGUGAUAAAUGUUACAUGCAUAUUUAAAGAUGUGAGUUAGGAUGACUUCACUGCUGAACAAAGGAGCCAACACGUUUACUCUGCACCCUGUGCUUACAGAAAAUUGAACCCUCGGAGAGUCGGCUCCAAAAUAAACACAACAAAAGAAGGGUUCUAAAGAAGUUCUGAUGCCAGACGUGAAAUGCAUGCAAUACGGCAAAUGAUCUGGUAUCUGUGAGAACUUGCAUCAACUUGAUACCCUCAUUCAUUACCUCCAAGAUGUGUGCCGCCUGCGUUAGCUCAGUUGGUUUGUUGGGUUAGGAAUCCUUUUAGAUUAUCCAACAACAGAAAUCAUAAUUCUCAUAUAGGCUUAGUAGCAUACAGCUGUUAAAAAUCAAGUAAAACAUGUUUUUUUUUACUGCACUGAUAUCAGAGUGGGACUGGGUGUUAUUGUAUUGGGGCAACAUCUCUAUAUUUUCAACUCUUUUUUUUUUCUGUUAAGGAAAAUCUGUUUCCAGCCAAGCUGGUUUCUUAAUGCAUUUAUUACAUUCAGACUUUUCAGGAUAGCUUGGCACAUAAUAAACUCAAAAUGACCUGUCGGGAAUAUAACUAUUCUUAUGAUUGAUUUUAAGGUCAGCACUGCUGCACAUCUUGGGAAAUCCAUUAGGCUAUUUGUGACUUUUGUUAUUGAUAUGUGAUUAUUGAAAAAUGGUAAAAGGUUUGUUCUAUAUGUGUCUUACUCUCGUCCUCCUGACUGGUAGGGUUGACUUGUGAUUUGUUUGGGUGUGCAGGCUAAGAGGCUGCAUUUUCCAUUAUCUUUAAAGUGAAACAUUGGGCUCCUUUUUUAAAAGCCUUUUUCGUAAACUUGGUAUAGAAAAUUAGUAAUUCUGAGAUUUUGUUGACAAUCUGAGUGGGACCGUCUUUGUAAGAAUCGCCUUAGUCUACCAUGUGUACGGUGACUGUGUAACUUUGUUUGAAACAAUUUUAUAACUCUGAAGUACUUAGUACAAAGCUCCCAAAAGCUCCCAUGCUGAUCCAUUAAAAUUGCCACAUUUCAAAAUAAGACAGAACUCAACCAUUAUUACAUUUUGAAUUUUCACAUGCUAGUAGAGAUAUCAGGACUUUUUUUUUGUUUAAGUAUAGAUGCUGUCACAACCAGAAGAGAGAAAAUAGUGAAAAAGUCCUUCCUAGCAGAACUGUACCUGUACUAUGACACAAGAUCGAAUCUGUUAGCAGAGAAUAUGAACAAGGUGUUGAGCGCUUGAGGCUAGAUAUGAAUGCUUUUACUCUCUUGGGUAAUACAAAUACUUCUAAACUGCCUUGAACAUGCUGUAACCUGUGAUGUGGCACCAUGUAGCAAGCCUUGCCUGUUUGCCCAACUCCCGCCUUAAACACAACAGCUCAGUCACAUGUCAACAUAAAAAGCACAUAACACUGGAUGUGUUUGCUGUCACAUAAGAGGAAAACUACAUACUGGCUAAUGCCGUUUUUUUUUUUUUGUCCACACUAGCCAUCUUACAAAAAGUCGCUUUAUGAGUCUGGUCUCAGACAUUUGUGGCAGUAAACACCCCUCAUAUGUUAAAGCUGCCUGGGCACCUGGAUAUCUGCAACCAUCCUUGAUAUUACUUGAAUCUUGAGAUGUGUGCGUGCGUGUGUGUGGAGAAAAUUGAGUUUUAAUAGUUGCUUCUUUUUUUUGUUGGAUUCUUUUCUUUUUCAAUGACUUUUGUAAAUGAAUUUUCUCUAUGGCUGUGAAACUUCUGGUUUAUAAUGUCCUGAAUAAAUAAUUUUAAGAGUGGUUUUAAA